AGCAACAUAGAAGUUGUUUACUCUGCUUCUGGUUAGUUUGUUUAGCAGACUCAGUGGGCUGCCUCAGUGCUUUUGGUGUUUGAGACAACUGUAAAAACAGCAAGCCUCAGCAAGCAUUUCACCUCACUUUAGAUCCACUGAUUCUUUUACUGAGGUGGGCCGGUCUUUAUAAGCCAGCGGAUGGAAAAUACAUUUUCUGCUUCAGUAAUCUAGGUCAGCAGUGGGCAGUGAUCGUAAUAGUGAUGUCAGCUGGGAGCAGGGUAGAGGUUGUUCAGAGUGCUGAGGAGCUGCAGCGUGAGGAUCAUGUCAGCACAGACCCUCCAAUAGCCACAGAGGAGUGGCAGGGGGAAGCUGAUGAUGAAGAGAAGGGACACCUGCCAGCCGUUCUGGGAAAGACAGUGACACAGGAGCCUGUGGGCAAAGAUAAACAGCACAAGAGGACGGAGAUGGAGAAGUCUCUCGGGAGAAGGCUGGAUGCUCAAGGGACGAACAGAGAACAGGUGAUCCAGGCAGAUGGCGCUGCAGCAGACUCUGACUGCUUGGUUGAGCACACUCGGAGUGGGUGUGUGAGUAGGAGAGCACAAGUAAAACACCAGAGACAAGCUGUACAGGUGCACAAACUUCAGAGGAGAAACAAGAGCCCAGAAGAGUCAAAAAGACCUGGACCCUUCUUCUAUUUUGGAGGAGGAAAUGGGGAAUCUAUAGUUGUUCCAUACUGUGAGAGCAAUGGCUGGCAGCGUAUUUACGACAAAAGCAGACUGGAUUAUGGAAUGAAAUGGUGUGAAGUGAAAUCUACCCAAACUUACUACCACUUCAGAGAAGGAGAACAGUUGGUGUACCAGAUCCCAAACAACAGAAUCUUGACCACAAAAAUAGGUCUUCUGAACAGUCUCAGAGAGUAUGACAGAGUCAUCAGCAAGAUCAACCAUGGAAAAGGACAGAGAAGACUGGAGAUGGGCGAGUUUAUUCCAGACACGUUCCGUAUGGAUGUAAAAGUCGAGAGGGAAACUUUCUUUUCCCAGCAAGAUGGAUUCUGUGAUGACAAAAGCAACAUAUGGAUCUGCAAGCCAACCGGACUGAACCAGGGUCGAGGCAUCUUCCUUCUUCACACACCGGAGGAUAUUGCAGCCUUCAGAGCCAGGAUGCAGGUGUUAGCAGGAAGCAAAACAAAUAAGGAGACUGCUUUGAGUAUGUCACAAGCAAUGAUUGCUCAACGGUACAUCCAAAACCCUUUGCUCCUAAAAGGAAAAAAAUUUGAUGUAAGAUCGUACUUACUUAUCGCCUGCACCUCACCGUACAUGGUGUUCUUUCGUCAUGGUUACGUUCGGCUGACCUGUGACCUUUAUGACCCCAAGUCCAACAACCUCACCGCACACUUGACCAACCAAUAUAUGCAGAAGCGAAAUCCUCUGUACAGCAUACUGAAGGAGGAGACGGUCUGGUCCAUGGAGCGCUUCAACAGCUACAUUAACGACAGGUUUAUGGUGCCGAAGUCUUUGCAGAGAGAUUGGGUCUUAAAUGUUUUCACAAAAAGAAUGCAGCAGAUUAUGACUCACUGCUUUCUGGCUGUCAAAUCAAAGCUGGAGUGUAAACUGGGAUACUUCGAUCUGAUUGGCUGCGACUUUUUGAUUGACGAAGACUUCAAGGUCUGGUUACUAGAGAUGAACUGUAAUCCAGCUCUUCACACUAACUGCGAAGUGCUCAAAGACGUGGUGCCCAAAACAGUCACGGAAACUUUGGACCUGACCCUGGAGAUCUUCAAUAAAUGCUGCUCUGGCCUAAAGCUUUUGCCCCUGAGCAGUCAGAAAGAUUUUGUUCUACUGCAUUGUGAUGACACUGAGGCUGUGUUAGUCACCAGACAGAGAAGCAGAAGAGCUCUCAGAACAACAUGUUCCAAACAACAAUCUUGACACUGGCACUCGAUAUCUAAUGCAUGUCCAUCUCCCUCUUUGGUUAUUUUGUACAACCCCCAGGUGCUUUCACUCAUACCAGCCAACAUGUACUAAGGCCAAAGCAAAAUUUAGAUAAUGAACAAGCUACCUCAUUCACUUUAUCCAGUCAUCCCGAGUCCUCCUCACACACCGAUCAUGGUGAGGUUUUAGAAACAGGCCAGAAUACUCCGAGUACAAAAUCUGCAGUGUCAUUCCCACAAACAUAGACUGCACCUAGCAGCAACCUGAAGUGACCUCUGUGACCUUGGACCUCAGCAAGCCAGAUUGUGAAGGCAAAAAGACUGUAAUUAUUUCUCUGACUAUAUACAUGCUGAAUGAUGACUCACAUCACUGGAAAACUCAUGACUGACUCUGGCCAUGCAGAGCAAAUGGAUACUCAGAAAGAGGGUUGGAAUCAAAUUGGAGAUGCAUGAAAACAUGAGCAUAAAUGCUAACACUUUACUUCUGAAUUCAUGACACUAUUUACGCUUGUUAAGGCGUUGCUGUCAACUGAUAUAAACUUGUAAAUGGUGGCUCAGUGUUUUUGCACAGUUUGCCUCACAGCUCUGGGGUUGGAGUUAUGAAUCCCAUUUCCAUCCUGUGAGUGCAAAAGUUGUAUGUUCUCUCUUUGAUUCGUUGAAAGACAUGCAUUGUAGACCGAGUGGCAUCUCUACAUUGUCUGUAGUGUGUGAAUGAGUGUGUGAGUGUGACACCCUGUACAGAGCAUCCCGGAUCCCUGCGACAUCGUGUAGAAUAAACAACACGGAAUAGAUGAACCUUCAGCUAAGUUGCAUCUUGCAUCAAUUGUAAGAUGUAAUCUCAAAAAUCAUCAAAUAAAUAAGCUCGGUAAAAUAUGUUUAUGCAGAUGAUGCCUACUGGAAUAAGUCUUUAAAAAUGUGAAUGUAGAUCUAUACCAAUAGUCAGGUUUUUAGUGUGUAUGCAGUCUUAGAAACACCACACACCCCCCCCCCCCAAAUUACUUAGGAAAGACAAAGUCAUCCUCCAUUGCUUCUAUUUUUGGGUUGCCAGAUCUUGACAUAAAGCCCAUCAAAAUCAUUCCAAUGCACAAACACUGGUCUUAUUACAGGAGCUUGUGACUAUGACUAACCCUAUGUUCAUGCUAAAAAGCAACAAGUUGCUCAACAGUUUGUCUCUCAUAUGCAUGUAAUGGCCAGUACUUUUGUUUCUUAUGGGUGUAAAAUGCCCAGAUUUUAUUUUUACAUUUUUUUUUGUGUGUGUUUAUGGUGGUAGCUAUAUUUAGCUAGUUAAACACACAUUAAAUAAUGCACAGUGUAUUUUUUUUUAUUAUUAUUUAUAUAUUUAUAGAUUAGCAAAGUUAGCUAAACAUACUGGCUAUGAAUACUCACUAGAUACACCAACAAUUUCAGUUACUUCAUUCCCGUUUUGUUUAGCAUAUAUGUAUUUGACAGGAAAAUGUAAAACCACAGUUAUAGGUUUUUCUUCCAUAUUUGCAUAUGAAACAGUAAAUGGGAACUCAUUUCAGGUAGGAAGUAAAGUUGUGUGUGGGGAACUAAAGAAAUGUUAAACCACAAACAUAGGAUUGGUCCCAGGAAUCAUCCAGUCCAACGGCUUGGCUUGCCACUGUCUGUGAAACAUGCGUGUACGGAGAAAAUGAUUAUUCACUUUGUCACUGGUGAGUGUGAAUGUGGGGUAGAAGAUUAAACAGUUCAUCAGUUUCGAUGGUGUGAAAACAAAUGUAUUACAAGUCUAAAUAAUCAAUAAAGCAAGCUGACAGUGUGAUGAAUAACCA
Molecule: messenger RNA, 3702 nt
Organism: Tachysurus fulvidraco (yellow catfish)
Lineage: Eukaryota; Metazoa; Chordata; Actinopteri; Siluriformes; Bagridae
Gene: ttll10
Product: tubulin tyrosine ligase-like family, member 10
Exons: 12
Coding region: 243-1910 (555 amino acids)
Biological process (GO): protein modification process
Source: RefSeq, a predicted model, not a curated record